UGGAAACUAGACUCGGGAAGUAAACUGAUACUAUUUCAAAGUGUCGUAUUAACUAUUCACGCUUCAUAGCCCUUUUAAAGGUUGACUCUUAAACGUAACAAAACAAAAUAUGUUUACUGUGCUCUACAUCACAGUUCUUCAUUUCAAAUGAAAAAAAUAAUAUUAUAACGAAGCACCACAGAAUAAUUGAAAAUGAUUUCAAACUCUUAACAGUUUAUUUUAUUAUUUACAAAAUUAAAUUCUUUUGUAAGUUGCAACCCUAACUUGUAAAACGAAAUUUGCAACCACUUAUAAGGUUUUGUAAUUCCUUUGCAGACUCAAGCCUUUCGUUGAUCAGACGCGUCCAGUGCGUGCAAACUUCAACAUUCGCAUAAAAGAGUUGAGGAAAAAAGUUUUUACUCAUAACGAGAAAAAACACAAUGGCUACCGUCCAAGGCCCGAUAAACCUGCCUACUCUAGCUAAAAAAGAAAGUCAGGAGUUAGACUUAGUUGCUUUAACAAUGGCAGCACUACGACUAGUCAACCCUUGGACUGUGGAGAAGAGAGAUGAGAAGAAACCCGAGAAAUGGCCACAGGAUAUUGAACCUGGUUCACCCGAAGCUAAAGAGCGAGUCAUCACCCUGGAGGAGGUGUCAUACCAUGACACCGCCAAAGACUGCUGGGUGGUUAUAUACGACCGUGUUUACGAUAUCACUACCUUCCUUGAAGAACACCCAGGUGGAGCUGAUGUGAUGCUGGAGUACGCAGGUCAGGAUGCGAGUACAGCGUUCCGAAGCUCUGGUCAUAGCCGUAACACUACCAGAACCCUAGACCGGUUCCUGGUGGGAGAACUGCCUAUGCAUGAACGCAUGUACCGUCGCCCUGGCGGCAUGCGCCUCUCUGACAUUCCGGAUUAAAACAUUAAGGAGUUUUAAAAGACGCUUCACACGGUCGAUUAGGACGCAGAUGAGGAUGUUCGUCUUCAAUUUAUCACCUGCAAAAACAGCAAUUGGUUUGCACUCUAUCAUUUGCCCGUCUGCAAUUUCACCAACUGUGGAAAUCCAGCUAAAAUAGACUCAUCACUAAGAAAAAUAGAAUUAUGGAUACUUAAAUAAAUUUGAAUAAGGCGCCUUCUUAAUAAAUUGAAUGAGGACAAGAAUUUAAUUAUUGUUUUAUAUCUCUAAUUAGUUAUUUUACUUGUUAAUAAUAGCACCUACAUAAGAAUCAAUUUUUAAAUAUUAAUGUGUGUCAAUGUUCACCUUAUUUAUUCUCAAUAAUGUAAGAGUUUCAAUAGUGUUAUUUCAUGAAUUACCCAUAAGUGUAGUAUUCAAAUUGUGAGUAAUUAAUAGUUUUAUUCAGCUGAAGUGAAUUUCUGAGUAUUGUUUGAUUUAAACUAAAUAAUUAAGUAGUUCGCAUUUAGUAUUGUAAAAACUAAUAUAACAUAACUCAGUAUUAUUAUUACAUAUUUUUGUGUAUUUAAACACUAUUCUUGACUACUUCGAAAAAUAAUGUUUUAAAGUUAUAACAAUUUACUAUAUUAGAUUUAAUCAAAAGUUCCUAUUGUUUUUGUUUAAAUAAAUUUUGUAAGCAAUGAUUUGCG
Diatraea saccharalis (sugarcane borer) is the source of this 1579-nucleotide messenger RNA. The record is from the annotation of a GenBank genome assembly. NCBI's taxonomy places the organism in Eukaryota, Metazoa, Arthropoda, Insecta, Lepidoptera, Crambidae.